This is a messenger RNA of Strongyloides ratti, 402 nucleotides long. RefSeq lists its product as hypothetical. The record is from RefSeq and is a predicted model, not a curated record. Lineage: Eukaryota; Metazoa; Nematoda; Chromadorea; Rhabditida; Strongyloididae. The coding region runs from base 1 to 402 and encodes 133 amino acids. The transcript has a single exon.
AUGUCAAAGUUAUCUGUUAUCUUUUAUAUUAUUUCUUUUUUUAUUCUUGUAUAUUAUUCAAAAAGUUGUGAAGGACGUGAUUUAAGAAAUACUGAAUGUGAUUGUAGAUGUGAUGAGAAUGGUAAUGUUAUUGGAGGAACAGAAUGUGAAAAUUUAAUUAAUAAUGAAGAAAAUAACAAUGAAGAAAUUAAUAAUGAAGAAGAUAAUUCUAAUCAACUUUCAACAGAUCUAGCCAUUUCUAAUGAUAAUGAAUCUGAAAUCGAAAUAUUGAAAAGAGAUAAAAGAUAUUAUGGUUGUGGUUGUUGUGGAUGUUGUAUGAUGGGUACACCAAAAACUGUUACCAAAACAAUAAAAGUAACUUAUGGUGGUUGUUGUGGUUGUGGAGGAUAUGGAUAUGGAUAA